Molecule: messenger RNA, 2636 nt
Organism: Chenopodium quinoa (quinoa)
Lineage: Eukaryota; Viridiplantae; Streptophyta; Magnoliopsida; Caryophyllales; Amaranthaceae
Product: aldehyde dehydrogenase 22A1-like
Exons: 14
Coding region: 368-2152 (594 amino acids)
Molecular function (GO): aldehyde dehydrogenase (NAD+) activity
Source: RefSeq, a predicted model, not a curated record
AGAUUAUCAUUUUACCCUUGAAAGUGGACAACUCCGUCCAAUCUCGGGUAUUGGUCUAUUAGCCAUUCAGCUGAAUCAACUCCCGGUCCUAGCUAAGUAGCUAGUGCCUGGUUGAGCAAUAUUUGUGAUACUCCACUUCUCAUGUCAAAAAAAAUAAAAAAUAAAAAAAAAUAAAAAAAAGUAAUAUUAAAGUAAUUACUCCGUAGUUGAUUUGUAUUAAGCAUGUUUGUCAUCUACUAAUGCUGAAGAAGAAGCUGAUUCAGGAUCCAAAAAUCGAUGAUCAUUUUCUUCUUCUUCUUCUUCUUCUUCCAACUCUAGGUUUCCACUUUCAAAAGUCAAAUUGCAAUUUCCAGUGAAGUUGUAAUCAAUGGCGUUUUGGUGGCCAUUGUUAGUGCUUCUAUUUGCUUACGCCAUUUGCAGAUUUCUCUUGAUGCUCAUUCCUCCUAAUGUUCCUUCUAUCGACGUUGAUGUUUCCGACGUUGUUGAUGACGGAAAUCAAACCAAGGAGAACAGUUUUAUCUAUAUACCAACAAGGGGAAGACAAACAGACAAAGUGCAAUGCUAUGAACCAGCUACAAUGAAAUACCUAGGAUUCUUUCCGGCAUUGAAGCCAGACGAGGUUCGAGAACGUGUUGAACAAGCAAGGAAGGCACAGGAAAUUUGGGCCAAAAGUACCUUCAAGCAAAGACGGCAAUUUUUACGUAUACUUUUAAAGUACAUAAUUGAGCAUCAGGAUCUAAUAUGCGAGAUCUCUUCUCGUGAUACUGGAAAGACAAUGAUUGAUGCUUCCUUGGGUGAGAUAAUGACAACAUGUGAAAAAAUACAUUGGCUUCUAUCAGAAGGCGAAAAGUGGUUGAAGCCUGAAUACAGGAGUUCUGGAAAGUCGAUGCUUCACAAGAGAUCUAAAGUAGAAUAUCAUCCUCUAGGGGUUAUUGGUGCCAUUGUCUCGUGGAAUUAUCCAUUUCAUAAUAUCUUUAAUCCAAUGCUAGCUGCAGUCUUCUCAGGAAAUGGUAUUGUUAUCAAGGUUUCAGAGCAUGCUAGUUGGUCUGGUUGUUUCUACUUUCGGAUAAUUCAAACAGCCUUGGCUGCAGUGGGAGCUCCUGAGAAUUUGGUUGACGUGAUAACAGGAUUUGCUGAAACAGGGGAAGCAUUGGUGUCUUCAGUAGAUAAAAUCAUUUUUGUGGGUUCACCUGGUGUGGGCAAGAAGAUAAUGAGAAAGGCUUCUGAGACACUCAUUCCAGUGACACUUGAGCUUGGUGGGAAAGACGCAUUUAUUGUGUGUGAAGAUGUAGACGUCGAACAUGUUGCUCAGGUGGCUGUUAGAGCUGGUCUUCAAUCAAGUGGGCAGAACUGUGCAGGGGCUGAGAGGUUUUAUGUUCAUCGCGAUGUUUACAAUGCUUUUGUUGCUCAGGUGGUCAAGAUUGUCAAGUCUGUUACAGCGGGCCCUCCUCUCGCAGGGAAAUGUGAUAUGGGCGCAAUUUGUAUGCAAGACCAUGUGGAAAAGCUUCAAAGCCUUGUAAUCGACGCCUUGGACAAAGGAGCAGAGAUUGCUGGUCGUGGACGAUUCGGGAAUUUGGGGACGGAUGCUGUUGAUCAGUUUUUUCCACCAACUGUACUAGUAAAUGUGAACCACUCCAUGCUCAUUAUGCAAGAAGAGGCUUUUGGACCAAUCAUGCCCAUCAUGAAAGUUAGCUCUGACGAGGAAGCUAUCAGGCUGGCAAAUGACUCAAGAUUUGGGCUUGGCUGUGCUGUAUUUUCUAGAAGUCAGAGUCGAGCCAGAAGAAUUGCAUCACAGCUACACUGUGGAAUUGCCGCAAUUAAUGACUUUGCAUCUAAUUACAUGUGCCAGUCCCUACCUUUUGGCGGUGUAAAGGACAGUGGCUUUGGUAGAUUUGCUGGUAUCGAGGGGUUAAGGGCCUGCUGUCUUGUAAAAUCAGUGGUUGAAGAUAGAUGGUGGCCAUACGUCAAGACCAAAAUACCGAAACCCAUUCAGUAUCCUGUUGCAGAUCAUGCCUUUGAAUUCCAGCAAACUCUGGUUGAAACACUUUAUGGUUUGAACAUAUGGGACCGCUUGCGAGCCUUGGUUAAUGUCAUUAAGGUUUUAACUGAGCAUAACUCACCUAGUGCUGGCAGCAGUAGGAGAAGUGAUUGAGUCUUGUUUGCAGACUUCUUUUAACUCCAGAGAGGGAAAAAAUGAAGAAUAUCUGAAUUUUGACUACGCAAUUGUGUAUAUAGGAGGGUCAUUGGUGCAAGUUUGUCCACUAAUUUUCAAACUCUAGGUGAUGCUUAUGAGCUGAUGGCAUUCAUGUGUAGGCUAUACAUAAAAUUCAGAUGCAGUGACUGUUCAGAAGUAGUCAUUAGCUUACCAUGUUGGCAAUUUUGCAACUUACAGUCACAAUCUGGAUAUGAAAACAUGUUUUUAUCUCAUGCUUUUUACAUUACCACGUGUCCACGUGUACUGAUGUUUUCAAGCUAUGGAAUGUAUGGAUCAUAGCUUCACUGAAUGGCUUAAUACUUUUUGUCGGUCUAUAUACACUAGAAGGUUACUAAAAUUCGUAAUUAGGGCACCAGUGAUCUUCCAAGGAGUCAUUUUCUGCCGUCGCGUACUCCUUGAAGAUGGUUUUCUGCUGGCUACA